This is a messenger RNA of Closterium sp. Naga37s-1, 1362 nucleotides long. The record is from the annotation of a GenBank genome assembly. NCBI's taxonomy places the organism in Eukaryota, Viridiplantae, Streptophyta, Zygnematophyceae, Desmidiales, Closteriaceae.
AUGGAAAUAUCGAAGGUCCUCCCAUGCGCGGCAGCGUUCGCCGCCUUCCUCGCGACGCUGCUCCUCGCCUCCGCCGCCGCCUUCUGGCUCGGCGCGCAGCCCGCGGCGGAAGCGCUCCUCCGCUCCCUCCUCGCGCCCUCCGCCGCUCCCUCCGCGCCGAUCGGCGCCGACGACGGCGCGCCUUCCGCGCGGAUCAACGCGGAAGACGAGCCUGUCAAUGACGAGUAUAUUGAUGGCGAGCCUAUCAAUGGCAAGUCUUCCCAGGGCGAGUCUAUUGGUGACGGAGCCACGCGGGGGACUGAAGCUGCAGCAACGUCCGCGUUUGGGAGUGAUUCGUUUCUGCUAGAGGAUAAUGCGUCUGUGCCGCGGAUUCUGGAGUUUGAUCUGAUCAAGACGUACCCGCACGACAGGAGGGCAUUCACUCAGGGUCUGCUAUACGUGGACCAUGACACGAGCGGGGGGAGGGGCAGCGGCGAGGGGGUGUUCUACGAGAGCACGGGGGAGUACGGGCGGUCGACAGUGAGGGAGGUGGAUGUGGCAACUGGUGAGGUGCUCAACAACGUGCCUCAGAGUGCCGACGUUUUCGGAGAGGGCCUUGCACUGCACAACAACAGGCUGUACCAGCUGGCAUGGCGUGUGCGGAAAGGCCUGGUGUAUGACAGAGAGACACUGCAACCACGGGGCAGCUUCCAGCACGACAUGGCGGAUGGGUGGGGCCUUUCUGUGCUCAACGGGUCGGUCAUGGUCGGCACAGAUGGCUCAUCCACCCUCUUCCACCUCGACUCCUCGUCCUUCAAAGCCAAAGGGCGAGUGACAGUGAAGGACGGAAAGCGGAGCAUCCCGAACCUGAACGAGCUGGAGGUGGUGGGGGGGCUCGUGUGGGCCAACGUGUGGCUGAAGGUUCCCCCUGCUCCCCUCCUCUUCUUCACCCCCACUCCGUCUCCCGCACUCCAUUCCAGCCGUGGCGCGCGUGACAGUGAAGGACGGAAAGAGGAGCAUCCCGAACCUGAACGAGCUGGAGGUGGUGGGGGGGCUGGUGUGGGCCAACGUGUGGCUCUCCAACUGCCUCGCCGCCAUCCACCCCAACACCGGGAAAGUGUUGGCGUGGAUGGACCUCUCCUCCCUGCAGUGAGUGGCUCUUGUGCUGUGGCUGCACCUUGGCCCCCCUGCAGUGAGUGGCUGCACCUUGGCCCCCCUGCAGUGAGUUGGUUGUCAUUAGGCUGUCAGCACAGCGCGCCCCUCUCAUCGUGUUCCUCUCCACCUGCCUCGCCGCCAUCCACCCUCACACCGGCCGAGUGCUCGCAUGGCUGGACCUCUCUUCCCUGCAGUGAGUUGCUUGUGUGGCUGGUGCUCUCGAGUUGA